AUGAAGGGAUUCAAGUACCCCAAGAGGUCGUCAGUCGCGAUGGGCGAGGAUAAAGAGAAGCCAUUGUCUGCUAAGAGCAGUGGACGAGGAGUUGAACAGGUGACUCCCGAAGGGAACGUUAAAGGUGAUACGAAGCCUUUGAGUGGCGUUCAAGAGCCUCAAGAAACACCACCAAUGGUUGCUACAAGAAAAGAUACACCGCGAUCAGCUUUCAUUAAAAAAGCAAUGACAAAGUGUCCAUUGGUCACAACAAUUCCAAAUAAAUUGGACAAUGCAACUCUGGAGUGCUCAAAUACUCCCCGAAGUCAAGCUACCUUUAACGGCACUUAUCUACUUGCUCCACCAGGAUGCAAAAAUAUGCCCCCAGUUGCUGGACACCUGAUGUGGUCCUCUGGAAUCUCCCAACGCUUGGAUGCUUCUAGAUCACUUCUUGACAGUGUCGAACAUCCUUCCAUGCACUCGAAAAGAGCCGAUCGAAUAAGAAAUAUCAUUACCCAUUUUAAAAGCAAAUUACUUGAGAAUGACGAACGAAUUUUUGAUGACUGGGCUCGGAGAGUAUCAGAAAUCUGUGUCGAGGGUCUUUCAAAGCCUUUACUCUCUCGGCUUCCAGAUGGGAGUUUAUUUAGUGUUAACUUUGACCCAAAUUUAGCAACAACUCUUAGUGAAGUGAAGUAUCUUCUAAACUUAGCCGGAACGAACAUUCCUGAUCCUGCACUGAGACUUUACGAGUAUCGCUCAACUCUUCGGAAGUACAAGCUCUGCCUAGAUGCGUUGGUAUCCAGGUACACUCAUCUACGAACAGGGCUCCCCAAGAGCGAGGCUGCUUUAAUUGCCACUGAGCUAAGUCAUAUUGAGAAACUUUUGCAGGAAGGAUCAACUAAACUAAUCUGGUCCGAUGAAGGUGCUUGGGACCACAUUGCAACCGCACGUGAUAUUACAAACGACUUAUUUCAAAGAGUCAAACAAGCCGAAGAUAAUUUUUGCACCAUUCAAAAGAUCAUGUCUACAUGGACUAAGGAACCAUUGUUUGAACGAAGAGGUGGGAAAGCAGAGAACCAACUUGAAAGAACUGGAAAAUUCGAGAAACGAAGAAUUGAAAUCAAAGAGGCGGGAGAGAAAGUUGAGAAUUUACUAGAGGCAAACCGGUGUCUCUUUAAAGCAAAUACUGAAAGCAGGACCUGGAAAAUCUAUAUUCAAGUCGUUUGCAAUGUUGUCUCAAAGGGUUUUGUGGAAGCUAUCCGUUGUUCCCUUGAGUAUCUUCUCUCAGAAACUAACAAGGAGAACACCGCAAUUCACCCUCUAUUCGAAAUACAAAUGGACCUCAAAAUGAAUGCCAUCAACUUCAUACCAGCAUUAGAUCAAGGACCGGAUACCACCUUCUUUGAUAUCUGCAAUGGGAUUUUGGACGAUAUCUACAAACAAGCCGAUCAGAUGAAGCGAAUUGACGUACACACUGACGGCCCCCAAACAUACAAGGUUGAUACUAAUCUGAUUUUCUUUGGAAUUACACCCUUGAUGGAUGAGAAUCCCGAUCUUGAAGAGUUGAGACAGACCUUCGUUGAGCGAAUUGAGGCCGUUGUACAAAGUGCUCAAGAGUUCCAUAACAGUAUGGAAAGUUUUGCCUACCUUUGGACAGAGAAUCGAGAGGAGAGUCUGAAAGCAUUCCUUAAUGAGAAGAUCGACGAAUCUGACUCAGAUAAAUCUCAGCCAGUGCCAUCUCUUGAUCGAUUCAAGGCAAAGAUUGAUGAAUAUGAAAAUAUCUACUUGGAGAUAAGCAAUAUGGAGGACACCAUUCUUGUUGAGCCCUGGUUCAAAAUUGAUGCCAAAAGAUUCAAGCAGAGUCUGAUAAAUUGUGUGAAACGUUGGAGUUUGCUUUUCAAGAAAUACUUGGUCAACUUUUUGGAGACCAGCCUAAGGGAUCUCGACAAUUUCAUUAAGACAUCAGGCAAGAAUUUGGAAGAAGACCCCUCACCAGGGGACUAUGAUCGUUUGAUAGAGAUUAUGAGUUGCCUUGGAGCGGUCAAGUCUCGCCAGGCUAAUACUGAUGAGAUGUUCGAGCCAUUGAAACGAACUGUUGAUCUUCUACAAUCCUAUGGUCAAGAAGUGACUCCGGAGAUACUCUCUCUGACUGAGGUAAGCUACAUUUUAGUAGCCGUAAAACCUGACAACCAAUUGGCCUUAAUUAUAUCAGGUUUUAGCCAAGAUACCGCUAAGGACAUGGGUGAGGCUGAGCAUGAGCUGCCCAGACGUUGGGGCAACUUGAAGAAGCGCGUUGUAUUAAUGAAACAGGUUGUGGCUCCGUUACAGUCUGAUGAAGUGGCGAAGGUCCGAAAAUGGGCCUCACAAUUUGAAGCUAAGCAAUUCAAGUAUCGUGAAUAUUUCCUCAAGAUUCCUCCCUUCCAACUCGAAUGUGAGGAUCCUUAUAGAAUACUUGAUAAAGUAAGUCAAUUGUAUGACUGGAGUGUGGCAAGUUUGUGGUUGCAGCUUACUAAGAUUCAGUAA
Molecule: messenger RNA, 2502 nt
Organism: Rodentolepis nana
Lineage: Eukaryota; Metazoa; Platyhelminthes; Cestoda; Cyclophyllidea; Hymenolepididae
Source: the annotation of a GenBank genome assembly